Molecule: messenger RNA, 642 nt
Organism: Aedes albopictus (Asian tiger mosquito)
Lineage: Eukaryota; Metazoa; Arthropoda; Insecta; Diptera; Culicidae
Product: glutathione S-transferase 1
Exons: 2
Coding region: 1-603 (200 amino acids)
Biological process (GO): glutathione metabolic process
Molecular function (GO): glutathione transferase activity
Source: RefSeq, a predicted model, not a curated record
AUGCACAUUUUGGGCCUGGAUGUUGAUGUCAAAUAUGUCGACCUGUCCAAAAAGGAACAACUGAGCGAGGAGUUUCUCAAGUUGAAUCCAUUCCACACGGUUCCAACGUUGGUGGACAACGGUGUUCCGGUGUACGACAGCCAUGCCAUUCUGAUCUAUCUGGUGUCCAAGUAUGGAGAGGAUGCAAAGGAUCUCUACCCCGAAGAUCCGGUCGUUCGAGCUCGCGUCAUCGCUUGGCUUCACUUCGACUCCGGAGUUUUGUUUCCCCGACUACGUGGAGCUCUGGAGCCUGUGUUCUACUUUGGAAUGAAGGAGAUUCCCCGAGAACGGAUGGAUGCUAUUGAACAGGCGUACAAUCUGUUCGAGGGAGCUCUGAGGGGUGAUUUCCUGGUGGGAGGUUCCUUGACGUUGGCGGAUAUCAGCGUGACCACUACUUUGGUGUCCUUGAACGGGACAGCAGCGAUGACUGAGUCCAAAUAUCCGAAAAGCUGCGCUUUUCUGAAACGAAUGGAACAGACGAUGCCUUGCUACAAGGAGUACAACGCUGAUAUUUUAGAAGAAACCAAGGCACUGAUAAAAGAGAAGCUGGAGGAAAAUAAGUAGGAAAUAAAUAAGUUUAUUUCGAACAGUUCAUCAAACCUA